Rhineura floridana is the source of this 909-nucleotide messenger RNA. Its product is annotated as dromaiocalcin-1-like. NCBI's taxonomy places the organism in Eukaryota, Metazoa, Chordata, Lepidosauria, Squamata, Rhineuridae. The record is from RefSeq and is a predicted model, not a curated record. The transcript has 6 exons. Bases 198 to 674 code for a protein of 158 amino acids.
UCCCACCCUCUUGGCACAAAAUCUAUCCAUGUGGUAGAAAAAGGAGGGUGAGGGCCCUGACUGACAAGCCCAAACCAACUCCCAGUUGCAAUGGACCAGCAACUACUUCCCAGGGAUCAGACCUCCUUGAACACCCCCAAGGGCAGUUGGGGGCAUCCAAGCCACCUCCCUGCAAAAACUGGUGGAGAAUCAUAAGGAUGGGUCUGACUGCCUAUUUCAGCCUUGGGCUGCUGAGUUGCCUGGUCGUUGGACCAUUCAUGAGCAGCGUCCAAGCAGCAGACUGCCCCAACCACUGGCUCUCCUUCAGUGGGCACUGCUAUGGCUACUUCCAUCAGGAGCUGAGCUGGCAGCAGGCAGAGGGACAAUGCCAGCGCAACGGGGGCCACCUUGCCUCCAUUCUGUCUAGGGAUGAACACAAGGCCAUUGCCAGAUUCCUGCAAGGGGUCCAGAAGUGGGACGAUGAAGAUGUCUGGAUUGGGCUCUACAUCCCUGCCAGCGGUGAUGGUUGGGCCUGGGCCGACGGCAGCCCCGUGGCGUACACUGCAUGGGAAAAGGUCCAGAGCUAUUUCACCCUGAAAGGCGGGCACUGCGCAGCCCUGGAUGAGUCUUCAGGGUUCAGGCUUUGGGAUGGCGACGAGUGCCACGACAGGAACCCCUUCCUCUGCAAGGUGUAGCAGGCCAGGGCCCUUGCCGGACAGAAAUCCAUCAGGGAGUUCGGCGCCACAGACCACGCCCUGGGCAGGGUGGGGGGCUGGAGGCCCUGCUGUCACCUCCCCUGCACAGAUCCCCACCUGCAAUGUCCCCCCUCUCUCUUGGAUUAGCCCCACCCAAGCCCAAGCUCUGACUCUGGGCCCAGUCCCUCUGCAGCAAUAUGGAAUCCGCAAUAAACCUCUCCUGAGCAUGUAGAAA